CGCGAUGCAGUGGGACCUGCAGUCAGUGGUCUCGUUUCUCCUCUCCCGCACGCCCACGCCAGAGCUGGGUACGCGGCCACUGCUGGUUCUCCUCGCCGCCCUGCUCGUCCUGUUUCUCUGGUACUGCUAUCGGGUCGGAACUGAGGACCAGGAUUCGGAGAACGGCGGUGGCGGAGCUGCGAGGCGGGCCCGGCACCGCAUUGGAACCAUGCGGGCGCUCAGCAUGCCUGGCUCAGCUGCUGGGCUGGAUCACUCGGACCUUGGGAUCAUCCCCAUCGGCGGGCCAGAGCACGGCGGAUACUUUGCACCGAUCCUGACCAGCCCAUCCUUCCCGGACCUGGGUCAGGCCAGCCCAGGAAACCGAAAGCUGUAUCGGAACCUGCAGGAGUACGCCAAUCGCUACUCCUGGGCAGGCAUGGGCCGCAUUCACAAGGGAGUGAGAGAGCAGGCUCGCUAUCUCUCAGACAGGCUCACUGUUCAGAAGCCCAAGGUGUUCUUUCUCCCUGAUCUCCCCAGCACCCCCUACUUCCCCCGGGAUGCUCAGAGACAUGAUAUUGAGGUCCUGGAGGCCAGUUUCCCUGCGAUCCUGGCGGAGUUCGAGGCCGUGUACCUCAGGGGGGUCGAGGGAAAGCUGGGCUGGAGCUGCGGAGGGACGCAACCCAAGGGCUUUUCCUCGUUCUCCCUCUUCUCUCGGGGUUCCUGGUCCCCCCAGAAUUGCCGCGCAUGCCCCCGCACAUACCGUGCACUCUCCUCGCUGCGCACAUUCAGUAACGGGAAUAUAUUCGGGAAUGCCGAAUUCUCUGUGCUGCAGCCGGGAGCCAGCCUGCCAGGGGGGUGCGGGCCCUGCAAUGCCAGACUGAGGUGCCACCUGGGUCUGAAGAUCCCGGCUGGCUGUGAGCUGGUGGUUGGGGGGGAGCCUCAAUGCUGGUCGGAGGGAUACUGCCUCCUAGUGGACGACUCAUUCCUGCACACGACAGCACACAACGCCCCGAUGCUGGACCCCGGGUUAUCUUUACGGUUGAUCUUUGGCACCCUAAUGUAGCCGCGGCAGAAAGACAAGCCCUAGAUUACAUCUUUGCACCGGGGCGCUGAAUCAACGAGAGAGAAGUGCGCCUCAAAACCACCAGGAACACUGUACCCCCACCCCCACCCCCCUCCCCUCCCUCACAUCUCGCUCUCCCGUUGACCCCACUCCCCUCUCACCCCCACUCCUCUCUCCUCACAUCUCCCUCUCUCCUCUCCUCUUUUAAGACUUCUCACUAAUAUAAACUAAUACUAUCAACCUCUGCCAUAGUAAUGUAUAGUAACAAAUAUUUCUGUAUAUAAAUUAUAUAUAUAUAUACACCCCACUCUAUACAUUUUAACAUUUCAUGUCAUGCUUUUUGUAAGAUAUAUCUAUAUAUCUCUGAAAGACAUUUUGUAUAAAAGUAUUACUGCAAGUUCUGUAAG
Polyodon spathula (Mississippi paddlefish) is the source of this 1449-nucleotide messenger RNA. RefSeq names its product aspartate beta-hydroxylase domain containing 1 (gene asphd1). Bases 5 to 1042 code for a protein of 345 amino acids. The transcript is spliced from 5 exons. The record is from RefSeq and is a predicted model, not a curated record. Lineage: Eukaryota; Metazoa; Chordata; Actinopteri; Acipenseriformes; Polyodontidae.